Messenger RNA from Colletotrichum lupini, 3042 nucleotides. RefSeq lists its product as uncharacterized. Lineage: Eukaryota; Fungi; Ascomycota; Sordariomycetes; Glomerellales; Glomerellaceae. The record is from RefSeq and is a predicted model, not a curated record. The transcript has 20 exons. The coding region runs from base 1 to 3042 and encodes 1013 amino acids.
AUGGCACAGACCAGGCAUGAACCGCGGUCCGAUAGCGCUGGCAAUUGUACAUCAGCAACACCAAGAAAGAUCUCCGAGAAGGAGGGUUGCCGCGCCGCGCUUGAAUUGAAAUCGACAGUCCAGCUGAAAUUUGAGUUCAAUCGAUGGCAGGUCAAAAAUGCAGGGACUGAGGGUGAGGAAGAAGAGGGACUGGAACCGUGGGACGUGGAGGAGGAAGGGGAGGGGGAGGGGACUGGGCGUGGGGGUAAAGAGAGGGGGGCAAGUGUUGAGCAAGGGCUGGGUCGGGAGGAAGGAAGGAAAGCAACGCAGAUUGCAGGCAAGAAGCAGGCACGGCAGGCUGGCAGGUACGGAGAGCAGGAGCAAAGUCGAACAAGUGCAAGAGCAGUCGGUCGGGUGUGGGUGGACCUGCUGCUUUUGCCUAUCAAUCCUUUCCUCACAAUUACGGAUGCGGAUGCCCAUUUUCUUUUCCCACCCUCGGUCAAGGCCUUAUUCCUGGGUAUUCACAGAUACGGGCAACGAGCUGAUAUCUUUCAGUUUCCGAGUCAGCCCGCCACGGGGAUUUGGAGUAAUGUCUGUACGGAAUGCAGUCUGCACAGAAUGUACAGAGACGGUACUCCGUAUCUAAGAUACCAUGACAUUCACCCCCGAGCUCGGGAUACCUUUGACUCGGAUAUCAGAACGCCAUUGCCGUCUUCGUCCUCACGACCGCAGGGAGCGAAACGCAACGGUCACGGCAACGGCAACUGCAAGUCGCAGUCCACUCAAGGCACACCAUCAUGUCUUGCCCUGCGAUGCAGCGAUGCACCCUGGACAGCGCGGGAGAGGCCAUCUCGUCAUCUGUUGGUCAAGGCCCUAGCCAGCGACAAGUGGAUGACACCCGCCGCCGGACCACCACUGACCACUGAUCAUAACGGCACAGAACGGAUACCACUCUGGGGAGAGGAAGGGGCACGGCACGCACGGGUGGGAACUUGGGAAGAAGCACACACAUUGAGUUUCCUGUCACCGGGAACCACGAUGGAGUCCACGGCUUGCACGGGGUCCCAUAAGUGGCCCGAUUCGGCUCUGCUACAUAGCUUAUUCCAGCCCGGAUACACCACCCUUUGGCCUUAUGGAUGUCAUGUAUCUGUAAGCCGUACGAGGCCAUCUCAUCCGUCUCACGCACCUCCCUUCCUUGCCACGCCGUGCGGGUCAGAUCCGGUCCCGCCCGUAGUCACGGGCAGUAGCGGCGCUCAAAGCAAUAGGGUGCCUUGCGGAUUCAAUCUGCUUCCCCAACGCAAGGCAAGGGCAAAGGUACCUCAUGUGCAUCUGCACCUGCUGCUUCGCACUGGCACUUCCUAUCUCUGCCUCGACAUAGUACCGCGCCGCCUGUGCCUUGUCAUGUCAUGCCAUGCCAUGCCACGCCACUGCCAUGCCUUCCCAAUCAUAUCUCUACCGGCUUACACCAGCUUCGGCCAUACGGUUGGAACAGACAAUCGCCAUUCUGACCAAUGUCUCUUCCAGAUAAUCGAGCCCACAAUUACCGCCCUCUUGAUGUAUCUUUUUUUCCAACGCCCAGAGCUCGCGAAAAUUAAUUGGGAUGUACGAGACAACAUCAACCAACAGGCAGAGUGGCGUUACCAAGUAUGCCUCUUCACACCGCCCGCUGUAGCUCACGCGACACCGCUCCAAGCCUCGAUUCGGACCAAUAGUGUCAAUCCCAAAGUCGGAGGACAAGAGAACCCCACACAACCAACAGAUACGAUACCUUUCCAAUGGCGCCCGAGUCUUCAACUAGCAACUAGUAUCCGUCUACCAGGCCCUGUGGCUGGAUUCUCGCAAUCCUCGUGCGGAAUCGGCCGCAUCGACGCAACUCCUGAAAGUACAUGGGCUGGUUUUACCUGUCAAAGAACAACCACUCGGUCCCUUGGAGACAUGUUGAAGAGUUUCACUGCAUAUCUGCCAACUUGCCCGACUGAGCAGCUCAAGAUAAUACUUUGUACUUAUCAAAAUCCCACAUCGAUGCCCGCACCCCCAUCCGUCUACCGCACUACGCCUCCGACUUACCCCUCGCCAUUUUCGGCCGUCUACUGCCACUCGCCUUUCCUUCUUCGGGCUUGGUAUCUCACCCCCUUGCGCCUUGGGGAAUCCGAGGUCAACCUCGUCCGCCACACCAUGGCUAAAUCGAGACUAACUCCCCCGGCGCCCAUCAUAUUGCGUCCCUCGAAGCUGAAAUUGCUUUCCAGGGUUCUUUGUGUCAAAUCCACGUGGAAGAGCAGAGAACCGCCAGGGAGAAACGAACGGCGAGCCAGUUCCAGACUAUCGAAGAAUGGCAUCAGGUACAAGAACAAGUUGACAAGGGGGUCGUCAAGCCAUGCUUGGGGUUAUCAACACGGCGAUUUUGGCCACAGCGUCGCUGCCACUUGCGUGUCGAUGGCGUUGCUAAAACGCGGCGCAGGCUACCUCAAUCUUCCAGCUUCUACGAAUUACUGGCAAAAACUAAUUCCCGCGGGAAUUUCAUAUCACCUAGGAGCGUGUCCGCUGCCGUGGUUGACUGGUACACACUACUUCGAAGAUGGCACCGUCACAACGGCCCGAUUCCGCGCUCUGAACGAUCCUCCAAAGUCCAAGGAGCCCCAGCCUCAAUCCUCAUACUCAGUAGUCAGCAGUUGGCUGCGGCUGUUGACUUUUUGUCUGUGUGCCUGUGCACCUGUCUCUUAUGAUCUGCUUCGGUAUCCGAUACUGGCGGCUUGCUCACCAGGCAGAAUUACUCUACGCCUUAUGGUUCUCACUAGCCGUGCGUUGUCAUCCGAUCGACAAAACGUCACCAACGUCCGUGUGACGUCAGAAACUCGGUCUCGGCAAAAUCCCGGCGAGAUCAUUGAGGGUGCUUUGAUGAACCGCGUCUUGGCGCCUUUUUCUUUUCGUGAAGUUUUCGGUCUUAUGAAACGGAAAGUCGGAUAUGACUACAUUGAACCCCUCCCCCACGGGUGUCCAGAAUAUAGCUCAAAGUCGGGCAUGAAAGAUGAAAGGGUUCGGCCCCCUCCACAGCGAGCUGUCUAG